CCAGAAUUUAUACAUAUAUGCUAGAGAAAUCCAGACUCAUUUCACAGCCUGCUGGCCAGAGCAAUUUUCUCAUUUUCUACUUGUUGAUGGAUGGGUUAUCGGCUGAAGAAAAAUAUGGACUUCACCUUAAUAAUUUAUGUGCACACCGGUAUUUGAACCAGACCAUACGGGAAGAUGUAUCAACAGCAGAGCAUUCUCUGAACAGGGAGAGAUUAGCUGUUUUGAAACAAGCCCUGAAUGUAGUUGGCUUCAGCAAUUUGGAGGUGGAGAACCUGUUUGUAAUCCUAGCGGCCGUGCUGCACCUUGGAGACGUUCGCUUCACUGCUCUGGCCGGUGCCGACUCCGCGCUGGUUUCUGACCUGCAGCUUCUGGAGCAAGUGGCUGGAAUGUUACAAGUAUCUACGGAUGAAUUGGCCUCUGCCUUAACAACUGAUAUUCAAUAUUUUAAAGGAGAUACGAUAAUACGACGGCAUACUAUACAGAUUGCUGAAUUUUACCGGGAUCUCUUGGCCAAGUCCCUGUACAGUCGUCUGUUUAGCUUUUUGGUGAAUACCAUGAACUGCUGCCUCCACAGUCAAGAGGAACACAGAAGCAUGCAGGCAUUGGAUAUCGGAAUAUUAGACAUCUUUGGUUUUGAAGAAUUUCAAAAGAAUGGAUUUGAACAACUUUGUGUCAACAUCACCAACGAGAAGAUGCACCACUAUAUCAAUGACCUGCUUUUUCUCCACGAGCAAACAGAAUGUGUCCAAGAGGGAGUUACCAUGGAAACAGCAUAUUCUCCUGGUAACCAGGCUGGAGUUUUGGAUUUUUUUUUCCAGAAGCCAUCUGGAUUUCUGUCUGUCUUGGAUGAAGAAAGUCAAAUGGUUUGGUCAGUGGAACCAAACCUUCCAAGAAAGCUGCAAAGUCUCCUAGAAUCCUCAAACACAAAUGCAGUGUAUUCCCCCGUUAAAGACGGGAAUGGGAACGUUGCCCUCAGAGAUCAAGGCUCUGCAUUUACUGUAAUGCACUACGCAGGAAGGGUUAUGUAUGAAAUUGUUGGAGCGAUUGAAAAAAAUAAAGACUCCCUUUCACAGAAUCUUCUAUUUGUAAUGAAAACUAGUGAAAAUGUCGUGAUCAAUCAUUUGUUCCAGUCGAAACUGUCGCAGACCGGAUCCCUUGUACCUUCGUCUCCUUCCUUUAAAUUCCGAGGACAUAAAUCCGCCCUGCUGAGUAAGAAAAUGACAGCUUCUUCAACUGUCGGAGAAAACAAGAAUUAUCUAGAACUUAGUAAGUUAUUAAAAAAGAAAGGAACUUCUGCAUUUCUUCAAAGACUGGAACGAGGAUAUCCAGUUACUACAGCAUCACAGCUCAGGAAAUCGCUGACAGAUAUUAUUGGAAAGCUUCAGAAGUGCACUCCACACUUCAUCCAUUGCAUCAAGCCCAAUAACUCAAAGCUGCCAGAUACGUUUGAUAACUUUUAUGUGUCUGCUCAGCUGCAAUAUAUCGGGGUCCUGGAGAUGGUGAAGAUCUUCCGAUAUGGAUACCCAGUUCGCCUUUCCUUCUUGGAUUUCCUAUCAAGAUACAGGCCCUUGGUUGACACAUUGCUGGGCGAGAAGAAGGGCGAGUCUGCUGAGGAGAGGUGUCGGCUUGUUCUCCAGCAGUGUAAAUUACAAGGCUGGCAGAUGGGAAUCCGAAAAGUGUUUCUAAAAUACUGGCAUGCUGACCAGCUCAAUGACUUGUGCCUGCAGUUGCAGAGAAAAAUUAUAACCUGCCAAAAAGUUAUAAGAGGAUUUCUAGCACGCCAGCACUUGCUUCAGAAAAUGAGCAUCAGACAACAAGAGGUCACUUCCAUCAACAGCUUCCUGCAGAACACAGAGGACAUGGGGCUAAGAACCUACGACGCGCUGGUCAUCCAGAAUGCUUCGGACAUUGCCCGGGAAAACGACCGGCUCCGGAAUGAAACGAGUCCUGUCCACCAUAAAGAGAAAUUGGACAGGAACAGGCUAGAGGAAGGCACCAGAAGAGCUGAAGACAAGGGUGGACCCAGGCCCUUCCACUCCAGCUCCAUCCCAGUGCCCAUAGCAGGGGACAUCCUGGCACAGUCUCUCGCUGGACCGUCCAUCCGGUCUCCUUCGCUGCACUUGGUGUUCAGCAUGGAUGACAGCAGUGGCCUCCAGUCCCCACGGAAACAGCCUCCACCCAAGCCGAAGAGGGACCCCAACACCCGGCUGAGCGCCUCCUAUGAGGCUGUGAGCGCCUGCCUGUCGGCAGCAGUCAAGGAAGCAGCGAGCGAAGCUCUGACCCGGCCCAGGCCGCACAGCGACGACUACAGCACCAUGAAGAAGAUCCCUCCCCGAAAGCCCAAGAGAAGCCCCAACACGAAGCUCAGCGGCUCCUACGAGGAGAUCUCGGCCCCCCGGCCUGGGGAGGCGAGGCCCCCGGGCGCGCCCCGGGACCCGGGCUGCGGGCAGAGGGUCUGCUCGGCCGACGGGCCCCCACAGGGCGCCCUGCACCUGCCCUCGGCCCCCGGGGACGACGACGACCCCGAGCCGGUGUACAUCGAGAUGGUGGGGAAUGCCGGGGGGCCCGGCGACAGCCCCGACCCGGGGGAGUCGGUGUACGAGGAGAUGAAGUACUUCCCGCCCGACGACAGUGGCGGCCUGGGGGUGGUCUCCUUCACGUCCGCGUCGCCCCCCCUGUUCUUCGACAGUCGGAAACCCAUCGCCUUGGAGGACGGCGACCGAGCAGCGGGGCCCUGCAAAGACGCCUGCGACAUCCCGCCGCCAUUCCCCAACCUGCUCCCCCACCGGCCCCCGCUUCUGGUGUUCCCUCCCACGCCGGUGACCUGCUCCCCGGCCUCUGACGAGUCCCCCUUAACCCCGCUGGAAGUGAAGAAACUGCCCGUGCUGGAAACCAACCUCAGGUACCCCGUCCAGGCAGAAGGUUCGAGUCCACUGUCCCCGCAGUGUUCCGAAAACCAAAAGGGCGACGGCGACAGGCCCGCGUCCCCCGCCUUGACUCUGUUCGAUGGGUGCAGCAAGGUCUCUCCGCCUCCCACACCCGCUCCGCCCCCCGGGGCUGCCCCCGCCGGCCCCCGGCCGUCCACGCACUUCGCCUUCCCGCCGGAGUCCGUCCCGGGCAGUGCGGGCCAAGCAGGGGCGAGUUCAGAUCUGUCCAAAGUGCACCAUAAGCCACCCUCUGCCCCGGGGGCUGGUCCCUGCAGCUCUUUCUCCAAGAUCCCUUACUCCCCGGUGAAGGCAGCGAGAGCUGACCCCAGGAAGGCCCACUGCAACCCCCCCUGCCCAGCCCCCUGCAGCCUUGCCAGCUCCAGGCCUCUCAGCAGCCCUCUGGAUGAGCUGGCCAGCCUCUUCAGUUCUGGAAGGAGCGUGCUGCGGAAGUCUGCAGCGGGAAGGAAGAUAAGGGAAGCUGAAGGUUUUGAAACUAACAUGAACAUCACUAGCCGGGAUGAUCCUAACACAUCCGAAAUUGCUUCAGAGACUCAAGAUAGAAAUGCAAAUAACCGUGGAAUUCAAUUAUCUAAUUCACUAUCCAGUGCUCUAACUGCUGAAAAUGGAAAUUCUGUCUCCAAUGGUUUACCUGAAGAAGAUGGAUACUCCAGGUUGUGUGUAAGCAGCACCACGACGUCAUCAUUUCAGAGACAUCGGGAGAGUCACACCACUCAG
This is a messenger RNA of Galeopterus variegatus (Sunda flying lemur), 3662 nucleotides long. RefSeq names its product myosin XVI (gene MYO16). The record is from RefSeq and is a predicted model, not a curated record. Gene Ontology annotation, cellular component: perinuclear region of cytoplasm; nucleoplasm; myosin complex. Gene Ontology annotation, biological process: neuron projection morphogenesis; negative regulation of G1/S transition of mitotic cell cycle; phosphatidylinositol 3-kinase/protein kinase B signal transduction. The transcript has 19 exons. Gene Ontology annotation, molecular function: actin filament binding; ATP binding; protein phosphatase binding. The annotation marks the transcript as partial. Lineage: Eukaryota; Metazoa; Chordata; Mammalia; Dermoptera; Cynocephalidae.